GCGCACAGUAAUCGCAUCCUUGCGGGAUUUGUCACCACUCAGCAUCAUUCCGUUUUCUUCACAGGGGUGCACAGUAACAGCAGACACAAUUCAUGCAGAAUGAGUGUUUGACUUAUGAGGGAGUUAGUUAAUUUGGAGUGAAGAACAUCAUUACUGAAGUAAAAACGAUUGCGCGACCUUCAAGGACUUGUUACACCUUACAGAGAGGGAUCUGUUGGGUUUGGGGGUCCAAAGUCGUCUCCAUCGCAUCCAUAUUCUCUCCAGUAUCCAAAUGCUGCGGGAGUGUGAAACAAAAAGAGAGCUGAGGAUGAUGGCAGAAGGGAGGUUUUUUAGUCUGCCUAGGAACAUGCAUGUUGGACAGCAGUGUACGCUUGCAUCUUCUAUGGAUCUGCUGAGCUCACAGCCUGCCAUGGCCGAGAUGCCGGUCAGCGGCUACCAGGGAGUCUCCAUCCAUGGUACCCUGCCUCGCAAGAAGAAGAACGGCACUAGUUCCCCUGUGAAGCAGUGGGAGAUGAAUGGAAAUACAGGGUCAUCUGUAGCACCAUACCCGGGCCGAUAUCGCCUGCCACCAUCACCACUAAUACACAACAUUCUUGAAGAACACCAGGCAUUCCACUCAGACAGGACGAGCAGUGUUACAUCCAAUUUUAUCAGAGUUGGAGACUUGGAUAGCAUUGUGAUUAAAUGUCAACCCCCUGAACGUCUGGCUGCAGAAUGCUUCAGCAUUUUGAGUGUGUCUGCCUGCAGGGACGGUGCAGGCAUGGACUCUACCAUGGAGUAUGUCAAGUUUUCAAGGGACAAGUACAUCAUGGAUGGACCACCGGAAAAGCUACGGAGAGAACUAGAAGAAGAACUGAAACUGAGCAGUGAGGAACCACAGAGCCAUGCCUGGUAUCAUGGAGCCAUCCCUAGACAGGUGGCUGAAAACCUGGUUCAGAGAGAUGGAGACUUUCUGAUUCGAGACUCCCUGUCCAGCCCGGGAAACUACGUUCUGACCUGCCAGUGGAAGAACACCCCUCGACACUUCAAAAUCAACAAACGGGUAGUAGCCAUGAAUGAGGCCUACUCACGUGUUCAGUACCUGUUUGAGAAGGAGGGAUUUGACAGCGUCCCUGCGUUGGUGCGAUACUACGUAGGCAACCGUGAGCCGGUAUCUGAGGUUGUCGGAGCGAUUAUCUUUCAGCCAAUCAACAGAGCUUUGCCGCUGAGAUGCCUGGAGGAGAAAUACGGAGUUGGAACUAUACGUGUAGAGGCGGGAUACUCCGAGAAAAAAAGCCUGACUUCCAAACGGUUGAGUCUGAAUAUCAUGAACGGACACACCCAGGAUCACACCCUCAGCCGUGGGAACCUCCUCAGCAAUAAAGAUAAGUGUGGGAGUCAACCAGCAUGUCUAAACCACGUUCAGGAGAGGAGACGGCCACUGAAGACCCAUCAGUCGGAGAGCUUUCUCCCUAUCGGCUGUAGGCCGCAGGCUCAAGUUCAGCAUAUGCAGCACCAGCCGUGCCCCAAAUCCCCAGUUUUCCGCACAGGAAGCGAGCCAGUUCUGAGCCCCACAAUGCCACGUAGAAUGGCCUUUGACACCCAGUCUGGUGCGGCCAUUCAUGGAUCUGACAGCCAGCUGUGUCCCAAACCGCCUCCUAAACCCAGCAAGGUUCCCUCUAUGAGAGUAUCCUGCACUCCAGGCUUGAAGACCCUCUCCCCACCUGUCCCCCCGGUAAAGCCUCAUAAACAUCAACCUUCAUCCCAACAACAGCAGCAGUCGGGCAGUCCAGAACUAAGCUACUGUGAACUGAGUCCAUGCAGGCCUGCCGACUGGGAAAAGAUGAAUAGCUCACAGGCUAAUGGCUAUGUGGAGAAACUAAAGACUGAGGAGGAGUUAAGGAGAAGUAAUAGUAGCGUUAAACUAGACCGUAGCUCCUACCAUAAUUCCAUUGAGGCCUUAAACAACAACAGUGAGGAAGACAAUGAGGAGGACGUGGAUAAAGAACGGGAUUGCAGGAAAGGUUUCCAAAGACCUGUGUUUGAAACUGAAACAGCGUUCAAACCUGGUGACAUCAACUUCCGGCUUCUUCCAGUGGAGAACAAGCCAUUGGAGAUGACAGUCCUGAAGAAAGCCAAAGAGCUGCUUGUCAGCCAGGAUCCAAAGACCAUCGCCAAACACAUCCUGAAAGCAGACUGUCAGGUUGCUAGGAUACUAAAUGUUUCAGAGGAGGUGAAAGAUCAAAUGGGUGUGACCUCUGGGCUGGAGCUGGUGACCCUUCCUCAUGGGAGACAGCUGCGGCAGGACCUCAUGGAAAGGCAUAACACUAUGGCGAUUGGAGUUGCUGUGGAUAUCCUGGGGUGUACAGGAAGUCUGGAGGAGAGAGCAGCCACCCUAAACCGGAUCAUUCUGGUUGCUCUGGAGCUGAAAGACUCCAUGGGAGAUCUUUAUGCCUUUUCCUCCAUAAUGAAAGCACUGGACAUGCCUCAGAUUACCAGACUGGAUCAUACGUGGACUAGUUUGCGAAGAAAAUAUACGCAGUCGGCCAUUAUUUAUGAGAAAUCUUUGAAACCGUUCUACAAAGGACUUUAUAAUGGAAGUGCUGAAAUCCCACUGAGCAAUGCCAGUGUUCCACUGCUAAUGCCGCUGCUCACCUUGAUGGAGAGGCCUGCGGUCACCUUUGAGGGUAUGGACGCCUGGGAGAACAACGACCAAGGCUGUGAAAUCAUGUUCCGGCACUUGGAAGGAGCUCGUGCUGUUGCACGCAAUGCGGACACAUACACCUGCAAUGCACAGCGGAUCCUCCAGGGAUUCCAACCUAAUGAUGACAUGUUGGAGAUCCUGAGGACUGAUUUCCAGUUGCGUCUGCUAUGGGGCAGCAGGGGGGCAGCUGUGGACCAGACAGAGCGACACGACAAAUUCAAACUCAUCCUUACGGCCCUGUCCAGAAAACUAGAGCCUCCAGUCAAACACACAGAACUUUAAACCAGAUACUUUAUGUAGACUCUCUGAAUCUCUCUGUGGAGUCGGAUCAAAGGUCAUCUGCAUCUGAAAAAGGACAUUCUUUAACAGAAUGUGAGCUUCAAAAGAUCACAUGCAGACUGCAAGUUGGAAGCCAUUUAUGAGCAUAAAUGGCACUUGACUAUGGAGAGUUACUUUGUUCCAAAUGCACCUUCCAGAGGUGUGCUGUGCUCCACACUUAUGAAAUGGGCAGGUACAAGUUUUGCCUUCAAGAAAAGGAGGAGAAUAUAUCUAAUGGCCAAUAUAUCAUCCACCCAAAGAAAUACAGAUACCACUGGAGGCAGAGAGAACACUUCAUGAGAGGUGUAUGGAUGUGCUCAAUCAUUUGACACACGAAGUGAUUGAUGAGAGAGGACUGAGAUGAUGGACUACACCUUCAAGACAAAUUUGCAGCUCUAUGAAGGAACAUGAGGUAGUAAUGUUUGUACACUUAGAAAUAUCAUGAAGCCCAUUGGUCGGAGCAGUGUUGAUAUGUUUAAAAAUACAACAUGGAAAAAAAUGUACAUGAUCAUCACUAUAGUGUACGCAUGUAAAGGCUAGUUUGUGUAAUAUAUUGUAUUAAGUAUUACUGACCUGUAAAUAGUCACUCAUAAAUGAAAUAUUCUGAAAAUAUUGAAUAAAUAUCUUAUAAAAGCGU
This is a messenger RNA of Cyprinus carpio (common carp), 3638 nucleotides long. Its product is annotated as breast cancer anti-estrogen resistance protein 3 homolog. The transcript has 14 exons. Gene Ontology annotation, biological process: positive regulation of peptidyl-serine phosphorylation; small GTPase-mediated signal transduction. Gene Ontology annotation, molecular function: guanyl-nucleotide exchange factor activity; phosphotyrosine residue binding. The record is from RefSeq and is a predicted model, not a curated record. Lineage: Eukaryota; Metazoa; Chordata; Actinopteri; Cypriniformes; Cyprinidae. Bases 272 to 2965 code for a protein of 897 amino acids.